AUGCGGCAUCUGGUGACUCCGACUCCGUUAGUCAUCAACGAUUUGUUUAAGUUUAAGUUUCCCAUCCAGACCUACGAGCUGCGGAGCCAGGGCUUUUUCCCGUGGUUUCCGAGGAAUGGUGACCCGUCUCAGUCCCGAUGGCACCCCGGCUUCGCUCCCCCAAUUCCUCGCAACGUUCGAGUGGCCCCUUCGCAUCUUCUGUACCCUAGACUGAGGCGCUUCCCUGGCGAAGUCCUCCCCCUGUUUCCCCUGAUGUCGGCUGUGCUCGAUCCGUCACUGCUCGAUCGGGUGGGCUGCAGUUUCAGGGAUGGCUUGAUGCGAUCGGGUCGACACGUCAACGAGGAUCUACCCCCCUCUGCCUCCCAGUUUCUGAGUCGUUUCCGCCAAGACAAGAUCCGAGUGGGGAUUGAAGGUUAUUACGAAAGCUCGCAACACCUCGACGAUUUGCUGGACAAGGCUGUCAGGCCUACGGUCUCGGCUCUGAUCGGGAGCAACACGGUCAUCAAAGCGCACUUCGCUCAAGGCUAAUACAAACUAGGCCAACCGGGCGACCAUCAAUUCGCGUUGUGGCGUGUCGACGGGGAGGAGUGCAUCAUCAACGUAAAACCGGUCGAGACCAACGCGAUCGCUGCCAGCCGUAUGGUACACGAUAAGCUUGUGCUGCCCAAGUAUUGGCUCGACUUUGCAAGCCGCGAGCCCAUCGACAUCCGUAUCCUUGAGCCAGACGGACGACUGAAGGAAAGACUCGAAGGUGAUGCAUAUAUGAUGGUGAAGGCAAAUCGCGCUAUUCGCAGUCUUCCCUGGGUUCUGAUUUUCAAUUGCAUUUCGCCUUCAAGUGCAUGGGCUGACCAGUUGACGCUCGCUUCGAUCUCAGCUUGCUCUUCAAAUGCUUUUCACCGGUAGCCGAUUCGGCCUUUUCUACUGCGCGCCCGACUUCGUACUCGCCGAGCUUGGUGAGUUGCCAAAAGCUUGAUAUCGCUCCCACCAGUGUAUCUUCCCUUCGCACUGCGCCUAAAGGCUGCACGCUGAUGCCCUGCUCGUUGCAUUGUUCAACACGACACCAGCGGUCGACGACGAUGGACGAACGCACAUGCUGUUCAGUCCGCUGUAUUCCUCGGCCUGGGUUGCCACCGACGACGUCGGUCCUGUUGCUGCCGAAACCGGAAACUUUCUGGCUACCCUGGUCUCACUCUUCAUGAGUCAUCACCCGAAUUAUUCGAUCAAAGGCCCGUCGGACGAGACGAGGGCUGCCUUGCGCGCCAUCACGGACAAGCUCGAGCAAAACGAUGGGAAGAGCACUCCCCCAAAGCCACGGUCGAGUGAUCUCGACAACACUGUGUCAACCCUCUUUGUUAGAACGGAUGAGACAGUUGUGUCGGUGCGGCACCAUUUCGAUCGAAAGGUUAGCCCACUCCCUCCAAGAGGCUGUCACGCCACUUCCUCCGCACAUCGCUCAUCACUUCUCUGCACAUGAUCCUCUAAGAUCAUUACUGGUGUCGCGAGUAAGCCACGUUCCGACCUGGUUGCGAUCGGCGUCGAUCUCGACUGUACUACCCAGUCAAGUUGAUAUGACGGGAUCUUUGGCGUCUCGCUGUCCCAACGGGUUCGAUGCAGCUAUGUUGACCAGGAGCCCGCUCUUACUCCCUACAGUUCUUUCCCCACGACCUUGGACAGAGAUUAUCCCCAGAACCUGCACUAUUGAUCGACUUUCACACCGACCAUUGUGGCCUCGAUCGGCUCGACCUCGUUACCAAGGUGGGGAAUGGUUGCACUGCUAUGGCUUGGACUGCGCGCUGGAACCGAGCCGGAGCCGAGGCGGCUUCUGAUCGCUUCACCUGUUCUCCCCUGCUUACUGGAGAGAGAGAGGUCCCCCUCGUUGCCAAGGUGGUCUCUGCACGGUACGCGGCGUCGAUCGCUCGCGAGUACUUUGUGCACAAGCGGAUUAUUCCCUUGCUGUCGCCUGCUGCGCGCGCCUUUAUUCCCCAGUUCCACGGCUUCUACCGCACUGGAUCGCCGGACGGGUACGCUUACGUGUUCUUCUUCGAGAACGCGGGAGCAGCCAUUAGGGAAGAGGAGUGGGACGCUAAUGAAGAGCUCCGAGACCAGGCCAAGUGCGUCCACUCUCGGAAAGGUCUCUCGGUGUCGGGUUGCGGGAGCCGACUCGUUUCCUAAUUCCUCUCUGUCUGCUAGGGCCGCCUUUCGACUGAUUGGGGGAGAAGGCCUUGUGCAUGGUGACCCACGGUCACCCAACGUCGUCCGAAGUGCAGAUGGUCAAAUCUUUCUGAUUGACUGGGGAGAGGCCCAUGUCACGCACAAGUUGGUGCGCCUCCGAGCAGAUUUCCCGGACAUCUCUGGAGUCAUUGCCAGUGAUCGCUUCACGUAGCGGGGCCGAUCUUGUCGCUGUAUAGAUUUGUGUGUGUGUUACAUUCUGCGUACGCCCAGCAAGGUAGUAAAGUAGCUGUCGAUCUUGAAUUCGGAAAAACCAAAAACGUUGAGCCUAGGCAUGAGUUCACCUCGUACCUGUGAUCGCAUCACCAGCGCGCCCAGUACCGCGCCAGAGCACUGCCAGAGCCUGCCAGAGCGCGCCAGAGCGCGCCAGAACCGUGAGCGCGUGCCGCCCAGGCGAGUUGCCCCUCUCCUCGCUUGCCUCUGUACCUCCCAUUCCCUCCAGAGGUCGCCGCAACGGCAACUCGAAUCCCGAGAUUACUUUUGCGACUGUGGUCCUGUGUGGGAUCACACCUCGACCCACCAACGACGCCCCUGCCCUCACGCGAGUGGCCCACGCUGACGCCAGCUCCUGCCGCCGACUCGACGGGGCCAAACCCACUACAUAG
This is a messenger RNA of Microbotryum saponariae, 2834 nucleotides long. NCBI's taxonomy places the organism in Eukaryota, Fungi, Basidiomycota, Microbotryomycetes, Microbotryales, Microbotryaceae. The record is from the annotation of a GenBank genome assembly.